AGAGUAUAUAAACUGCUGUGCGAAUAAAAUUUCACUGAAGAAAUCGAUCUCUUGGUUACGAGAUGAAUCGUUGGAUAUUGGUUUUUGCGGCGUUAGCUGCUUUGGCUUCGGUUGCCAACUCAUCAAAGAAGGUUGUAUGCUACUACGGUAGCUGGGCUGGUUAUCGAAAUGGUAAUGGCAAAUUUGACGUCUCAAAAAUCGAUCCGACUCUUUGCACCCAUUUCAUCUAUGGCUUUGUCGGCAUCAAUAUGAAUGGCAACAUCCGAGUUUUAGACCCAUGGAAUGAUGAAGCCGAUAAUUACGGCUUGAAUGGUUUUGGCAAAUUCUCCGAACUUCGUAAAAAGAGUUCUAGCGCUAAAAUAAUGGUCGCUGUCGGUGGAUGGAGCGAGGGAUCCUCGUCAUUCUCUGCGGUCGCUAGCAGUGCGGAACUUCGUAAAACAUUCGUCAAGCGCGUCGUUGCAUUUUUGGAGAAACAUAAGUUCGAUGGUUUAGAUAUCGAUUGGGAAUACCCGAACCAGCGUGGUGGAAAAAAAGAAGACAUAGAAAACUUUGUGAAAAUGCUUAAGGAAUGUAACACCGAAUUAAAAAAAAAAGGAAAGAUUCUUAGUAUUGCUGUUGGUGCUACCGAGUCACUUGCCAGUUUGUCUUAUAAUAUAAAAAAAGUAUCCGAAAAUGUGGACUUUAUCAACCUUAUGACAUACGAUCUUCAUGGUACUUGGGACGGCGUCACUGGUCAUCACGCUGGACUUUAUUCGCCCACGAGCGGAGACAAGCUCACCGUUCACGCAGCCGUACUCUAUUGGUUGAAGCAGGGUUGCCCACCUGAGAAACUAAUCCUUGGAGUGCCAUUCUAUGGUAGGGCCUUCACUCUCUCUAAUAGUAAAAAUAAUGGCAUUGGAGCUCCUGCCUCUGGACCAGCUUUAGCCGGCCCGUAUACUCAAGAUGGUGGCUAUCUUGGAUACAAUGAGAUUUGCGAAAAACUUAAGCAGGGAGGCUGGACUGUUGUACAUGGUAAUAAGGAAAAAUCUCCUUACGCUUACAAGGGCAAUCAGUGGGUUGGCUAUGAGGAUGAAAAAUCUAUUCAAGUAAAAGUUCAAUACGUCAAAGACAAAGGUCUCGGAGGUCUAAUGACAUGGAGUAUCGAUACUGACGACUUUAACGGAAGUUGCGGUAAAAAGUAUCCUCUACUGAAAGCAAUGAACGCAGUGAAGAACUAAGUUCUGGUAGAAUCAAGAUAAAUCGACUAAGAAAUUACCACAAACAAUGCACUUAUAAUAAGCAAUGUUUCUACCUGUGACUGCACUUUCCAAUGAUAUUUGCAAGAAAAAUGAUUACAAUUUGCGAUAAAGUUACGAUAUAUUCUACCUAUGCCGAAAUAUCAACGGCGCUCUAAGUACAAAAAUUCAAUUGUCUAAGCAGACUAGCUUUCCUAAAUCAAUGAUUGUAAUUAUAAACAUCUCGAUAAUAAACGGUAAUAAAUGGUCAUGUUAUACUAUUCUA
Acromyrmex echinatior (Panamanian leafcutter ant) is the source of this 1500-nucleotide messenger RNA. RefSeq names its product acidic mammalian chitinase. Gene Ontology annotation, cellular component: extracellular region. Gene Ontology annotation, molecular function: chitin binding; chitinase activity. Lineage: Eukaryota; Metazoa; Arthropoda; Insecta; Hymenoptera; Formicidae. Gene Ontology annotation, biological process: chitin catabolic process; carbohydrate metabolic process. The record is from RefSeq and is a predicted model, not a curated record.